Penaeus monodon (black tiger shrimp) is the source of this 980-nucleotide messenger RNA. RefSeq names its product mitoguardin-like (gene Miga). Gene Ontology annotation, biological process: mitochondrial fusion. The record is from RefSeq and is a predicted model, not a curated record. Lineage: Eukaryota; Metazoa; Arthropoda; Malacostraca; Decapoda; Penaeidae.
GCAUGGAGGCCCUGGAGACGGCGCUAGGAUACUGGGAGGACGCCCUGGCAGCCUACACGGCGGGGGUGACGGGGGGAGUCGCCCUCACCUCCCAGGACGAGGCAGAGUUCACGGCGCUCCUCCAGAGGGUGAUCGACGACGCCUACAGCCUGCAGGACCAGUGUGAACACCUCUUCCUCCACCAGCAUUCUGUGUUAUUCCGGUCCUCCAGCGUCACUCCGGUGCCCUCAGACGUCGCGGCGGAGGCCAGCGAGCGGCGCACACUCACCUCGGCGUCCUCCUACGAGUCCUUCGUGUCCGCCUCAGGGGAUAUUGCCGACUUGAGGGACUUGGAGGAGUUCGACGAGGCACAGUACCCGCUGUACAUGGCAGCUCUCAAACAGCAUGAAGACGGAGGUAUUCCUUACAGGGACGUUCGAACAGAUCGAGUGAAGUGCGGCAGCGACGUGGAGUAUAUCUGCAAAGUCCAUUGCAUUCGCCUAGCAUGUCAGCUGCUUUUCGGCCAGGAGGAGACGAGGCAGUUCUUCAUCGACUCCGGCAGACAGAUUAUCGCUGGUCUUCUUGUUCGAACAGAUAAAGACCCCAAGGACGUGCUGCUGGCCUAUGACGAAAUGCUGGAAUUCCUCUCGGACUGCGACUGGGGGGCCGUGGAGGGCGAGCUGCAGGGCCGAGGAGUCAAGGCUUUGACCUUUUACGAUAUUGUGUUGGACUUCAUUCUCAUGGACGCCUUUGAUGAUCUCGAGAGCCCGCCGUCGUCCGUGACGGCGGUGGUGCAGAACAGAUGGCUGUCUAAUGGCUUUAAAGAAUCGGCGCUGUCGACCGCGGUGUGGAGCGUCCUUCGCGCCAAAAGGCGGAUGUUGAAAUACCAAGAUGGCUUCAUUGCGCACUUCUAUGACGUGUCGGAACACUUAUCUCCCGUCCUCGCCUGGGGAUUCUUGGGACCAGAUGAAAAUGUUAAAGAAUUAUGCACUUUCUUCAAG